Messenger RNA from [Candida] anglica, 1723 nucleotides. The record is from the annotation of a GenBank genome assembly. NCBI's taxonomy places the organism in Eukaryota, Fungi, Ascomycota, Pichiomycetes, Serinales, Debaryomycetaceae.
CAAAAAUUUAAUAAAAUAGCCACCUACAUCUUCUUUUAAUAGGAUUACAUAAGUAGUUCACCGGGAGUUUUUAACUUGAUUGCAUUCAUUUAAAUUAUUUUUAUUCCAAAAUAAAAGAAUACCUUUAUAUUUAACCAUACACAUAUAUUAUAGCAUUUCAUAAUGACCACAGAUUCAUUAUCAUUCAUUCAAGGUUCUGAAACCCUCACAACAUCAGAACAAGCAAGUUUACUUGAAAACUUAUCUAAAAUAGAGGAUGCAAAUGUUCUUGUUCAAAAUGUUUCAAAGGCAAUUUCCUUGUCUGCAUCUGCAUCUCUGGCUAGAGAACUCACUCAAUUACCUACAUCUUCGUGCGCGUCUACUUUAGAUGCUGAUGUUGAAUCAAAGGCUCAUUGGAGAAACACCGGUCUCAAGGCUAUUGCUGAUAACCAAGUUGCUGUGUUGUUGAUGGCUGGUGGUCAAGGUACUAGACUUGGAUCUUCUGAUCCAAAGGGUUGUUAUAACGUUGGAUUACCAUCUUCCAAAUGUUUAUUUGAAGUCCAAUCUGAAAAGAUUUUAAAGAUUCAACAAUUGGCAGCUAAAGAAUUUAAUACAGAAAUCCCAACUUUGCCUUGGUAUAUUAUGACAAGUGAGCCAACUAGAAAGGCUACUGAAUCAUAUUUCAUUAAGAACAAUUGGUUUGGAUUAAAAUCAAACCAAGUGACAUUUUUCAAUCAAGGUACUUUACCAUGUUUUAACUUGGAUGGAUCCAAAAUGCUUUUGAGUUCUAAGACAGAAUUAUCCAAUGCACCAGAUGGUAAUGGUGGUCUUUAUAAGGCUAUUCAAGCUAAUGGAAUUUUGGAUGAUUUGAAGGCUAAAGGUAUCAAACAUAUUCAUAUGUAUUGUGUUGAUAAUGCCUUGGUUAAAGUUGCUGAUCCAACAUUUUUAGGUUUUGCCAUUGAUAAGAAAUUUGAUGUUGCCACUAAGGUUGUAAGGAAACGUGAUGCUAAGGAAAGUGUUGGUUUAAUUGUCUUGGAUAGUAAAAUCAAUAAACCUUGUGUUAUUGAAUAUUCAGAAAUUUCUGAAGAAUUGGCUAACAAGACUGAACCAGAAGAUGCUAAUAAACUCUUUUUAAGAGCUGCUAACAUUGUUAAUCACUACUACUCUGUUGAUUUGUUGAGUGAAAUGGUUCCAAAAUGGAUUUCAUCCCAAGAAUAUUUACCAUUCCAUAUUGCUAAAAAGAAGAUUCCAUCAAUUAAUGAUCAAGGUGAAUUUGUUAAGCCAACAGAACCAAAUGGUAUUAAAUUAGAACAAUUUAUCUUUGAUGUUUUCCCAUCAAUUGAAUUGAAUAAAUUUGGAUGUUUAGAGGUGGAAAGAACUGAAGAAUUUUCUCCAUUGAAAAAUGCUGAUGGAGCCAAAAAUGAUACCCCAACUACAUGUCGUCAAGACUACUUGGCUUUGGGGACUAAAUGGGUGAAGGAAAAUGGUGGAAUAAUUGAAGAUGGCUCAUUUGUUGAAGUUAGUGGCCUUACCAGUUAUAACGGAGAAGGACUUGAAUUUGUUAAGGGUAAGAAAUUCAAUAAUGGGGAUAAACUUUAAAUAAAUAAGAAAAAAAAAUAGAAUAAGAACACAAGAGAGUGGAUAAAAUGGAUCCUUCAUAAUUAAGAUAUAGAUAUGUCUCAAGUGAAAAGAAAGGUCAUACAAUAAUAUAUUUAUACAAUCGGUUGUAUUCGAUUAAAAAUCU